Messenger RNA from Xenopus laevis (African clawed frog), 793 nucleotides. RefSeq names its product shisa family member 3 S homeolog (gene shisa3.S). The transcript has 2 exons. The record is from RefSeq and is marked provisional. Bases 66 to 764 code for a protein of 232 amino acids. Gene Ontology annotation, cellular component: endoplasmic reticulum membrane. NCBI's taxonomy places the organism in Eukaryota, Metazoa, Chordata, Amphibia, Anura, Pipidae.
GGGAGGCACAUUGGGAUCACUAAGGACAUAACCUGCUGCGACAGACGCAACCCAGGGAAGCGACAAUGAGGCUCCUGGGCUGUUUCUUCCUGAUCUUUCUGACAUGGGGCAGCGCCAGGGCGCAGGGGGAAUAUUGUCACGGCUGGCUGGACUCUGCAGGGAACUACCAAGCCGGAUUCCAGUGCCCGGAGGACUUUGACACAGCGGACGCCAAUAUCUGCUGCGGCUCUUGCGCGUUGCGCUAUUGUUGCGCCGCCGCCGACGCUCGUCUGGAACAAGGAAGUUGCACCAACCACCGAGAACUGGAGAAAUCGGGAGUCAGCGCUCAGCCUGUUUACGUUCCAUUUCUCAUUGUUGGCUCCAUAUUUAUUGCAUUCAUCAUUGUGGGAUCGUUGGUGGCUGUCUACUGUUGCACGUGCCUCAGGCCUAAGCAGACUUCUCAGCAACCAAUGCGCUUCACCUUGCGCAGUUAUCCCCCAGAGACUCUACCUAUGAUUCUGACCAGUGGUAACCUGCGAACUCCAUCCAGGCAAUCCAGCACAGCUACCAGCUCCACCUCGACUGGCGGCUCUGUACGGAGACUGUCUUCUUCCAGAGCUGACCCAGGCUACUUGGUUUCCUCCCCACCUCCUCCUUACUCCUCAGCGCACUCCAUCCAUUUAAACCCAUCCUCCACAUUCCUGGUGUCAAACCAAUACUUCCCUUACCCAUUGCAGCCAGAAGCCAUUGCAAAUAAGAGCUGCCCGGAUUUCAGACAGAGCUAACAGAUUCCUGUUGGGUAAAAAAAAAAAAA